Salvia splendens (bonfire salvia) is the source of this 1792-nucleotide messenger RNA. RefSeq lists its product as uncharacterized. Bases 531 to 1592 code for a protein of 353 amino acids. The transcript is spliced from 3 exons. The record is from RefSeq and is a predicted model, not a curated record. Lineage: Eukaryota; Viridiplantae; Streptophyta; Magnoliopsida; Lamiales; Lamiaceae.
CUCACAAAAUAGCCAUAAAUACAGAAAAAAAAAAGAAAAAAGAAACCGCAACCUGAAAAAAGAAAAAGCAAAGAAAAAACUAGAAACUUCACAGAAACAUUAUCAAUAUCCGAUCUCCGGCGAUGGAGCUCCGCCGGGAAAUUAGUUUUCCGGCAUCUGAUUCCGAUUCCCCCCGUUACACUCACAAUGCUCGUCGCUCCUAUCAUCGCCGCCAUGUCUUUCACGAAAAGCAAUAACCGAAAGCUGCUAAACACCUCAUUUUUCUCUCGGUUGAACGAGAAAGACGAAAUUUCCUUCAUCUUAUUUGUUUAGUUUUCUCGCUGAGUAAAUAUUACUGUGAAAAUUUUGUUCUGACGCUUUGGUGCUUGAUGAUUGAGUGUUGUAAGGUUGAAAUGAUGUUUGGAGGAAUUUGAAAUUGAAAGUUUUGGAGGAAUAUUCUGUAAAAUUUUGUGAGUGAGGUAGUGUUUUUGAGUGACAGAGGGUUAUUAGGUCUAAAUAUAGGCUGUGUUUAGAGAAAUUCAACUUUUCCGAUGAGAAUCCAGCCGAUCGAUUCGAUCCCGAGCGACGCUGUGAAGCCGCCGGUGUUUAAAUCUCGGCUGAAGCGGUUAUUCGACCGUCCGUUCAACGGCGUCCUCCGGAUUUCUUCAUCUGAGAAGCCGGUCGCCGGAGGAGAGAAAGAUGGCGGUGGCGCUGCGGAGUUCGAGCCGAGCUCUGUCUGUUUGGAUAAAAUGGUUCAGAAUUUUAUGGAGGAUAACAACGAGAAGCCUUCCGCCGCCGUGAAAUGUGCCCGCAACCGCUGCAAUUGCUUCAACGGCAACAGCAAUGAUAGCUCCGACGACGAGCUCGAUUUCUUCUCCGAUUCAAUUUCCGCUAAUUCGUCCUUCAGCGACCCAUCCGAUACUCUCAGGAGUUUGACGCCUUGCACGACUGUAGCGGAGAGGAAUCUAUUGGCAGACGCUUCGAAGAUUGUCGAGAAGAACAACAAAACUUCCAAAAGAAAAGACGAUUUGAGGAAAAUUGUCACCGAUGGUCUAAUCUCUCUCGGUUAUAACGCCUCCCUUUGCAAAUCCAAAUGGGAUAAAUCCCCCUCAAUUCCAGCUGGCGAGUAUGAAUACAUCGAUGUGGUGGUGGAAGGCGAGAGAGUGAUAAUCGACGUGGAUUUCCGAUCGGAGUUCGAGAUCGCCCGAUCGACGAGCAGUUACAAGGCGAUUCUGCAGAGCCUCCCCUAUAUUUUCGUCGGAAAAACCGACCGUCUGAUUCAGAUCGUGGCGAUCGCGUCGGAGGCGGCGCGGCAGAGCCUGAAGAAGAAAGGCAUGCACAUCCCGCCAUGGAGGAAAGCCGAUUACAUGAAAUCGAAGUGGCUCAGCCCUCACCUCCGCCUCGCCGCCGACUAUCGCGAGGAGGUGCUGGAUUUGGAGCGCGAGGGGGGAGAAUUGGAGUUGAUCUUCGGUGAGGAGGAGCCCUCAUCGCCGGGAAAGGAAGCUCCGGCGGCGAUGACGUGGCAGCUGCCGGCGAUCAAGCCGAAGAGUUUCGAGAGAGGGAAUAAAGCGGUGGUCACCGGAUUAGCUGCUCUCCUCAAAGAGAAACUCUGAUGAAGAAAUUUUUGUUCCCUUUUUUUACCCCUAGAAUAAUUAAUCUAACUUUUUUUUACUAUCAAAUUUUCCUUUUUUGGAUUUACAAAAAUCAAAUAUAUAGAGAUGUUUAUGUCUCUAUGCACAAGGCAAUCAAUUUGAAAUAAAAAACCAAAUAUAAAUUUGAUUUUGUGGAUUGAAAUAUACGCGCAUUGGGAAAA